Falco peregrinus (peregrine falcon) is the source of this 3561-nucleotide messenger RNA. RefSeq names its product complexin-3-like. Gene Ontology annotation, molecular function: syntaxin binding. The record is from RefSeq and is a predicted model, not a curated record. Gene Ontology annotation, cellular component: SNARE complex; terminal bouton. Gene Ontology annotation, biological process: regulation of neurotransmitter secretion; synaptic vesicle exocytosis; neurotransmitter transport. The transcript is spliced from 3 exons. Bases 251 to 718 code for a protein of 155 amino acids. NCBI's taxonomy places the organism in Eukaryota, Metazoa, Chordata, Aves, Falconiformes, Falconidae.
UCCUUCCACCUCCCCAUCACCCUGGCAGCCCCCCGCUUGUCUCCCCACCCCCGCCGUCCCCCCCCAAGCACCCUUGGGUGCAGCGCGCAGCAUGGGAAGGUCUUCCCACCCUGGUGGCUGUGGCUUCCCCUCCUAAUGCCUUAAUCCGGCCCUGAUCCGCGGCGCCCCUGGGGCAGCCGGUCCCGCUGACCUUGCAGGCGCUGGCCCUGCGCAGGGACCGUGGGGCGCAGGCUGCUGCAGCUGCCCACCCAUGGCCGCCUUCUUCACGGCUGCCCUAAAGAGCUUUCGGGGGGGCAAGGAAGAGCCGCCACCCAAGGGACCCCCCAAGGACGGCAAGGCGGCCACGCUGCCCAACGGCAUGGCCCGCGAGGAGUUUGAGGAGUACCAGCGGCAGCUGCUGGAGGAGAAGAUCGAGCGGGACAAGGCCUUUGCACAGAGGAAGGCAGAGCGGGCCACCGUGCGGAUGCACCUGCGGGACAAGUACCACCUGGCCCAGGACGAGCGGGACGAUGCUCAGCUGCACGUGGCCGGUGGCGCGGUGGAGCUGCCGGAGGAGCUGGCUGCCAUGGUGCACAGCGAGGAGGAGGAGGAGGAGGAGGAUGGUGGCACCGGGACUUUCACCUUCCUGACGAAGCUGUGGGAGCUGGACCUGCCGGCGCUGCGGGACCGGGCGCUGGGCGGCGUGGAUGAGGUGAAGGAGAAGUGUGCCGUGAUGUAGCAUCGCUGCCCACCCUGCCGGCAGGUGACACUGGCAGUGUUGGGGCUCAGUCCCUGCCCCCCCACUGCCCCCCGGGAGUGAUGGGAUGUGUUACCUGGGGGUGGAGGUCCCAACACGUGCUGGGGCUGGGUUUCCCUCCCCAAAACCAUUCCCUGUGGCUUUUGAGGGCUGCGCCGGGUGGGUGCUGGGCUGCAGGAAGCCUGGGUCCCCUCCAGCUGCGCUGGCCAAGCCCCUCCCUGCCGUGCCACUGCUGUGAGCCCCCAGCCAGGGCGGGCGGUGGUCCCCCGAUGCUCCACCGGCCCCAGAACCCGGGCCCCAGGGCUGCACGCGCCGUUUGGCUCAAUAAACGUGGUGUUACCAGCACCAGCCUGGUCUUCCUGCCGUACCCCUCAUCUGCACGAGCCCUGUCCUGCGUGGGGUGGGGAGGGCACGGUGACACUGCUGCAGCGGGGGUGCCCCCCAUGUCCCUGAGCCAGCAACCGGCGCGUGGCACUCAGCCACCAGAUCCGUGCCCCCACUUCUGCCCCAGACCCCGGCCACCACCGCAGCCCAGUGUGGGAGCCAGUGGGAGCCAUGGCCCGCCUCGGGGGAGCACCAGUGGGGUUGGGGCAGCAUUUACCCCCACCUCAAGCAUCCCCCUGCCAGCACAGGCAGCGAGGGGGUCCCUUUGGCUGGGGUCCUGGUGCUCCGCUGCCUCUUGCCCCUCCGGGGACUCGCUCCUGGGUGUUCGGCAGAGGCACUGGCUUAAACACCGCUGCGCCGGAAGGCUGGGGGCUGCUGAGAUCACUAAUAACCUGCCUAUUUUAGUGAGGUCUAAUCUGCCUGAGUCGCCUGUCCCUGAGGACUAAGCUAGCUGAACCCUUGUAAAAUGUACCGCCAGCGCUGGCCCCAGCAGCACCUCCCCACCGGAGCAGGAGCCGCCGGGGAGUCACGCUGUGUUUGCAUGAAAGAAAGGACGCGCUGAGCCGCCUCCGUCCUCCCCCACGCCUGGGCCAUCUGCUCCGGAAAGGCCUGUGGGGACGAGCCUGCCCAGGCUGCCCACGGUGGCGGUGGCAGGGUGGCGAGGGGGCAGCUGAAGCCAGCACAGGUGGGUGGUGGGAGUUGGGCCGUGGAGCUCAUAGCUGUCACAAGAGCAAGAACCACAGGUCUCAGCCACCCCGGCUGCAGCACCCGGAGCUGCAGGAGCUCCAGCAGGGAGGUCCCAGGGUGUACGAGGUGCUCGGCUCCCACCCCGGCCACCCACCCUCCAGGGACCAGCCAAGGGGCUGGUGACUGCUGGAGCAUCCCAGGGCACGUCAGGAAGGCACCCGGGAGCCUCCUCGUGUUUGGUGGCUGCCAUCCCUGCCACCGCUGCCACCCCCUGCUCUCCAGCCUUUCUUCAGAACUUGCAAAAAUCUCCCAUUUGGGCACAAAAAUCCACCCGUGUUGUCUGAGCUGGGGCCACCCGUGACCCCAACAGUCCCCAGCAUGGGGCAGCAACAGCCGCGGCACCUGGCACAGCCCUGUUCCACCCCACAUCCCUGCUCCCCCCGGCGUGGGCGCUCAGCACCGCCUGCCCGCUGCUGGGAUGGUGGCACUGCGGUCCCCAACGCGCCCCAUCACAGCAGGGUCCUCCGUCCCUGCUCUGCGCAGGGCCCCUCGUGCCCCAACGGGCAGCUAGCUCCCAGUGCUCCCAGUGGGGCUGCGUGGGGGCUCCCAGCGCCAGCUGGGAUUCGGGUCAGGACCCUCCGCCAGGUCUCCUUGGCUAAUCGUCCCGCCCCCCCCUCCGCCCUCCCCACGCUGCCACCUGCCUCCCCGCUCAGCACCCUUUUGGGUCACCCCCUGCCGCCUCCCCGCCUGCCCAAGGCCUCUUAAUGAACUAAAAAAGUGAUAAAUCCCUGGCCGAGCUGGUCACGUGAGGCCGGUGGCCCCCGGCCGCCCCCCACCCCGACCCCCGCCUCCGGCCCCACCGCCCCGGUAAGCUGACGCAGCGUCUCUAAGCGUUAGCAGCUUUGCCCACUAAUAGGAUUAGGGAGGUUUAAAACUGUCAUUUGAGUGAACUAAACCCCCUGAUACUCUGCAUUGCACCCUUCUUAACCAAUUUGCCUUCAAUUAGGGUAAUUGGGAAACUAGCAAAGAAGUAUAGCAUUAAUAUUUUAAAGUGAUGAAGCCGGGCCUUGGACGAGGAAGCAAAUCAAUUUGCUAUCUGCUCCUAAAAGGCAAUUAUAAUCAUUUGGCAAAUAAGCCUGCUGGCCUCCCCCCCCCCCCCCCCCCCCCCCCCCGUGCGAGCCAACACCUUACAGCAGUCAGCGGUGCCGGUGCUGUGCACGCCGCCGGCGGGCGAUGCCACAGCUGAGCUGGGCGCCCCCCACCCCUCAAACCAGCCCUGGUGCCCCAGGAGUCCCAGCGUGGCAGCACCUCCCUGUGCCCUCCGGCGCUGGGGGCACCCCGGAGGCUGCCACCAAGGGCCACCAAGGCAGGGGACCCGGCUCCUGAGCUUGCCGCAGUGCCUGGCGAGGGUCUGAGCGCUGGCUCUGGGCGAGUGGGGGCCGCAGGUCCGGGUGCUAGUUUGCCUCCCCAGCCCCACAUGUCAUCCCUGAGCCCAGGGAUGUCCCCGAACCCCCCCGGGGAUGUCCCCAACCUCCCUGCACAUGCCUGCUGCAGGUGGGGCCCUGGCUGCGCUGUCUGGCAUGGGGGUGUCACCCCAUCCCCAGGGGCUGGGUGGUCCCCAGAGCCAUGUCACACCAUCCCUGGUGUGGGGCCAUGCUGUCCCCAGGGUGGCGGCAUGCCACCUCCAAGACAGCAUCAUGCUGUCCCCAGAGCAGUGUCAGAUGGGGUGCACGGCCCCCCCCCCCAGGAGGAAC